AAAUCACGUGUAAGUAUUUCCGGUUUGGAGCGACGUCACAGCUACCUGGAAGUGACUUCGGCCACAUUGUUGUCAUGAAAACUUAAAUCUCCGGGACCACGUGUCCGCGUGAAGGACGACCUUCACACAGACGGGGGUCAAGAGGUUAAACGUGCCGUCAGACAGACGGAGAAUGAUUCAACACACGCUGCGCGCGAGCCGACGUGCCGUCUCGGCCGCUCUGCGCCGCUUCUCCGAGACUUCCGGUGGAGAAAUCACUGAGGAGGACGGACUUGAACGGACCGGCUCUCCCGCAGAGCAGGCGUCCCUCUACGUGCACUGGCCGUACUGCCUCAGACGGUGCUCCUACUGCAACUUUAACAAGUACAUAUCCAGAGAGGACAACGACCACAUCAUGACUGAGUGCAUCCAGCGGGAGACUGAGACGUUGCUGCGGCUCAGUCAGGUCUCCUGCAUCACCUCCGUGUUUUUUGGUGGUGGGACUCCGAGCCUGGCUCACCCCUCGACCAUCGCCGCUGUCCUCCAAACUGUUUCAAGGUGGGCGCGUCUCUCGGAUAAGGCCGAGGUCACGCUCGAGGUCAACCCUACUCCUGUAGGAAAGUCAAAGUUAGAGGACUAUUGCCGUGCAGGGGUGAACCGUUUCUCCAUCGGGGUCCAGUCUUUGCAGGAUGAGGAUUUGAAAAUUCUGGGACGAGACCACAGCUCUCAUCAGGCUUUGCAAACUGUCGAAGAGGCCAGGAGGCUGUGCCCCGGGAGGGUGUCGGUGGAUGUCAUGUUCGGUCGGCCCAAACAGAGCGUUGAAUCCUGGGAGAACGAGUUGUCCGAGCUGUUGAGGGUGUGCGACGACCACGUGUCUCUGUACCAGCUGACCUUGGAGCGUGGCACCCGUCUGUUCAAACAGGUGCUCGGAGGAGAGGUGACCGUGCCCGCCGAAGACGUGACAGCAGAGAUGUACCGGUGUGCAAGGAGGACUCUCCAGCAGCGCGGCUUUCUGCAGUACGAGGUCUCUAACUUUGCAAGACAUAAGGCAGCGAGUCAUCACAACACCAGCUACUGGAAGGGAAGACAGUACAUCGGCGUCGGCCCAGGAGCACACGGGCGGUUUGUUCCUCUGGGGGAGGGAGGGGUCCAUCGGGAGGCGCGGACCCAGACCCUGGAGCCUGACGUCUGGAUCCGUGAAGUCCGUCAGAGGGGACAUGGGACACGUAGGCGGAUUCAACUCGGCCAUCUUGAACUAUUGGAGGAGGUGUUGGUGAUGGGAUUGAGAAUGACAGAUGGCAUUAAUCACGAGCAUUGGGAGAUGUUUAGCCCUCACCUGGGUCUCCGGGAAGUCUUUGGCACAUCCAGAGAGGUCCAAGAGUUGCUCCAGAGUGGACAACUCAUUCUUGAUGACAGAGGUUUGCGCUGCUCCUGGGAUGGACUGGUCCUACUGGACAGCAUGCUGCCAGCUCUACUGGUGGAACUGGAAAGACAAAUCGGUCCGAGCCUACAAAGGGAUCACCACACUGAUGGAUCACCACACUGAUGGAUCACCACACUGACCUCCAGCCCUCGAUGAGAGCAAUGUUAAUACAGCAGAUAACUUCAGAGAAGGUGUGUUUGUGUUAGACUCACAGUAAACAUCUGCCUGAAAACAGGCAGAUGUUUACAAUAGUUCAAUAUUUAAUGACUUAUUUAAGGCGUUGCCAGUUUUCACAUUGUAUAAAGUGUAAAUUGUGUUACUUUGCUGUGCAGCUGACAUGGGAAUAGUCUCUUAUUUGACCCUGUUAAUAGAGAAAUGAAACCGGCUCCACAGGCAUUUAUUUGAUAUUGACUGGUUUGGAUGAGAAUAUAUUUUUUUCAAGUCUCCUGGUGCUAUAAAACAAUUAUUGCUUGUGCUGAACAUUUCUCUGAAAGUCAUAUCAUCUAAACGUGAUUAUUUCUCUCCCCGCACACAAGGAAUAGUGUUUUAUUCUUUAAAUGGACGUCAACUCUCUUGGAACAUUCAUGUAUUAACUGAUCCAUCUUAUAAACAGUUAACUUG
Messenger RNA from Cyclopterus lumpus (lumpfish), 2023 nucleotides. RefSeq names its product radical S-adenosyl methionine domain containing 1 (gene rsad1). Bases 173 to 1525 code for a protein of 450 amino acids. The transcript is spliced from 9 exons. The record is from RefSeq and is a predicted model, not a curated record. Gene Ontology annotation, biological process: porphyrin-containing compound biosynthetic process. Lineage: Eukaryota; Metazoa; Chordata; Actinopteri; Perciformes; Cyclopteridae. Gene Ontology annotation, cellular component: cytoplasm. Gene Ontology annotation, molecular function: 4 iron, 4 sulfur cluster binding; coproporphyrinogen oxidase activity.